UUAAACCCGCUCAGAGGUUUUUUAAAGGAGGCCAUGAUAUGGAUUUUCACCCUAAAAUACGUGUUUAGCUGCCUCGCUACAUUGAAAGAUUUGCUUGUGCUUUUAAUUAGAAAAUAUGAGAGCGGAAGUAUUAAUCUAUGCCAACCGUUAACUUAUCAGCUAGCUAACAUUAACCAAGAUGGAGCAUAUUCCUCCACCAGAUAGUGGGAAAAAACGUGUUAAACUGUUAAUUUAAGGCAGCUGUGUUAGUCGUAAGAUAAUUACGUUUACGUUUGGUUCAAUGUUAGAUGAAAUUAACGUUAGAUAGAUAACAAUUUAACGUUAGAUAGCGAGCUAACGGCUUACAGUUUGUGUUGUCGUUGCUAGGAACACCAGACGUUACCAAGUGAUAAACACUAGUGAUAAACGAGGCUUAGCUUGAGCUGUCGGUGCCUCUUCAAUAAACACUCGUCGACAUGAUCCUCUCCCGUGUGAAGCCAGCCGUGGGAGGAGAGACACCGGUGAGCAUCAGUGAGAAGAAGAAGAAAAACAAGACAAAGGUUCCCUCUUUGGAGGAAUACCUGCAACAGAGAGACUACCUGGGGGCUUUUACACUGUUGGAGUUUCAGAGAAGUAUUGGCGAGAAAGAGGAGCAUGUGGACCUUUGGAUUGGCUACUGCGCCUUUCACUUGGGUGAUUACAAGAGAUCUAUGGAGGAGUACAAGUCUCUGACCAUGAAGCCUGACUGUCCUGCGGAGGUGUGGGUGUUACUGGCCUGUGUACUGUUUUUUCUGGGGCUCUAUAAAGACGCUGAGGAGGCUGCAUCUAAGGGGCCAAUAUCCCCCCUCCAAAACCGACUACUCUUCCACUUGGCUCACAAGUUCAACGAUGAGAAGAGGCUGAUGGGUUUCCACCAGAACCUGGAGGAUGUGACAGAGGACCAGCUGAGCCUGGCAUCCAUCCACUACAUGCGCUCCCACUACCAGGAGGCCAUAGACAUCUAUAAACGCCUUCUACUACAGAACAAAGAUUUCCUCGCCUUGAAAGUUUACGUGGCUCUGUGCUACUACAAGCUGGACUACUAUGAUGUGUCCCAGGAGGUGUUGGCCGUGUACCUGCAGAGCAUGCCGGACUCCACUAUUGCCCUCAACCUCAAGGCCUGCAACCACUUCAGACUCUACAAUGGCAAGGCUGCUGAGGCUGAGUUGAAGAACCUAAUCGACAUCUCCUCCUGCUCCUUUGAGUUUGCUAAGGAGCUUAUCCGACACAACCUGGUGGUGUUUCGUGGUGGGGAGGGGGCGUUGCAGGUGCUGCCUCCCUUGAUCGAUGUGAUCCCCGAGGCCAGACUCAACUUGGUCAUCUACUAUCUCAGACAAGAUGACGUCCAGGAAGCCUACAACCUCAUCCAAGAUCUGGUGCCCACGACGCCUCAGGAGUAUAUUUUGAAAGGAGUGGUAAAUGCAGCGUUGGGACAAGAAAUUGGAUCAAGGGAUCACCUGAAAAUUGCUCAACAGUUCUUUCAGUUGGUCGGAGGCUCGGCCAGCGAAUGCGACACUAUUCCUGGCAGACAGUGCAUGGCCUCCUGCUUCUUCCUCUUGAAACAGUUUGAAGAUGUUCUCAUAUAUCUAAACUCCGUCAAGGGUUACUUCUAUAAUGAUGAUACAUUCAACUUCAACUAUGCUCAGGCUAAAGCAGCCCUUGGCAACUACAAAGAAGCAGAAGAGAUUUUUCUGCUGAUUCAGAGUGAAAAGAUCAAGAAUGACUAUGUUUACCUCAGCUGGCUGGCACGAUGCUACAUAAUGAACCAGAGGGGCCGGCUUGCCUGGGAGCUCUAUCUGAAGAUGGGCACUUCCUCCGAUUCCUUCAGUCUGCUGCAGCUCAUUGCCAACGACUGCUACAAGAUGGGCCAGUUCUACUAUGCAGCCAAAGCGUUUGAUGCACUGGAGAAACUGGACCCAGGUUCCAGCUACUGGGAGGGCAAGAGAGGGGCAUGUGUCGGCGUCUUCCAGCUCAUACUGGCAAACAAGGAGUCCAAGGAGACACUUAAAGAGGUGUUGUCUCUGCUGCGAAAUCCAGGAAACCCCCAGGUUGAAUUCAUCAUCCGAGCUCUGAAGAAGUGGGCCAAAGACAACAGAGUCCUCCUCUCAUGACGGCUCUGGGCACUGAACUCUAGCUCACUACCUUCAUUAUGCAGACAUCAGCAGUCAUUUAGUGCAUUUGGUCAUUUCAGUUGAUUACAAUGAUAUCUAUGCCCCAUGAAUAAAUAUGGAACUAUUAUCUCUGCCACUCUGUUGUUAAAAUAUGUAAGUUUUAAAUUGCAAUUCUCUAUGUACUCGUAUAUUUGUAUUAAAAUGUGACUUUGUAUUUUUUAAAUGACUUUUAUCAGU
Messenger RNA from Sebastes umbrosus (honeycomb rockfish), 2366 nucleotides. RefSeq names its product tetratricopeptide repeat domain 26 (gene ift56). Gene Ontology annotation, cellular component: ciliary base; intraciliary transport particle B; ciliary basal body. Bases 456 to 2129 code for a protein of 557 amino acids. Gene Ontology annotation, molecular function: intraciliary transport particle B binding; protein binding. The record is from RefSeq and is a predicted model, not a curated record. Lineage: Eukaryota; Metazoa; Chordata; Actinopteri; Perciformes; Sebastidae. The transcript is spliced from 18 exons. Gene Ontology annotation, biological process: intraciliary anterograde transport; intraciliary transport involved in cilium assembly.